Messenger RNA from Sinocyclocheilus anshuiensis, 2205 nucleotides. RefSeq names its product tripartite motif-containing protein 35-like. Gene Ontology annotation, molecular function: zinc ion binding; protein binding. The transcript has 6 exons. NCBI's taxonomy places the organism in Eukaryota, Metazoa, Chordata, Actinopteri, Cypriniformes, Cyprinidae. The record is from RefSeq and is a predicted model, not a curated record. The coding region runs from base 176 to 1531 and encodes 451 amino acids.
AAAUAUAAAGGAAUUAGUGAUCAGUAGAGAAAGAAGAGAAAUACUUUCAAGAAGGAUUUUUGAGAAGUUUGUUUCUAAACAGACAGCAGAUAUUUGUGAUUCUCGUAGUUUUUCAUUUUUACAACAUUCAGAAAGUGAAAGUAAAGUUUAGAUCGCUGGAGCUCAAAGAGUGAAAAUGGAUUCACUAUCUGCAGAUGAUUUUUCUUGUCCUGUGUGUAUUGAAAUCUUCAAGGAUCCUGUUGUUUUAUCAUGUAGUCACAGUGUCUGUAAAGAGUGUCUCCAACAGUUCUGGAGAACCAAGGAAACUCAGGAGUGUCCUGUCUGCAGGAGAAGAUCCUCAAGAGAUGAUCCUCCAUGUAAUCGUGUUUUAAAAAACUUGUGUGAGUCGCUUCUGAAGGAGAGAAAAGAGAAGGGUUCAUCAGAGUUUGAGGAGCUCUGCAGUUUACACAGUGAGAAAUUCAAACUCUUCUGUCUGGAGGACAAACAGCUGGUGUGUUUAGUGUGCAGAGAUUCACAGAAACACGUCAAUCACACAUUCAGACCCAUCGGUGAAGUUGUUCCAUCAUACAAAGAGGAGCUCAAUACAGCACUGAAGUCCCUACAAGAGAAACUUACACACAACGAAAAAAUUAAAGGAGAGUUUGAGAAAACAGUUCAACACAUCAAGUCUCAAGCUGAUCACACAGAGCAUCAGAUUAAACAGCAGUUUGAGAAGCUUCAUCAGUUUCUCAGAGAUGAAGAAGAAGCUACAAUCACUGCACUGAGGGAGGAAGAGGAGCAGAAGAAGCAGAUGAUGGAGGAGAAGCUGGAGGAGAUCAACAGUCUCAUCUCAGCUGUUUCAUACUCGAUCAAAGACAUGGAGGAGAUGAUGAAAGCCAGUGACGUCUGCUUUCUGAAGAAGUUUCCAGUCUCAAUGGAAAGAGUCCAGAUCUCAUUACAGCCGGAUCCACAGACGCCUUCUGGAGCUUUGAUUGAUGUGCCGCGUUACUUGGGCAACCUGCCCUUCAGAGUCUGGAAGAAGAUGCAGGACACCAUCCAGAACACUCCGGUGAUUCUGGAUCCAAACACGGCUCAUCCACUUCUCAUCCUGUCUGAUGAUCUGACCAGUGCGAGCUGGAGUGACAACAAACAACCAGUUCCUGAUAAUCCAGAGAGAUUUGACAUCUAUCGCUUUGUUCUGGGUUCAGAGGGUUUUAACUCAGGAACACACUGUUGGGAUGUGGAGGUUAAAGAGAGUCUAUGCUGGCAUCUUGGAGUAACUACAGCAUCAAACCAGAGGAAGGGAGAUGAUUUCUUUGAUACUGGUCUCUGGAGUGUGCAGCACGGACUGGCUGAUUAUUUUGGUUUUCCUGUCAAACAGAAUCUUCAGAGGGUGAGAGUUGAUCUGGACUAUGACAGAGGAACGGUGUCAUUCUCUGAUCUUGUAACUAACACACAUCUACACACAUUCACACCCACCUUCACUGACACUGUCUUCCCAUUCUUCUAUAGUUUUGCCCCUCUGAGGAUCUUACCGUUCGAUAGUCAGUAAAUGUUACAGCUGUAGGUCUGGAUCUUCCUGCUUUCAUCAUGUUUCCAAUAUUUAAUCCAUAUCACACGAGUAAGAGUGCUGUUGAUCUGAAUAUCAGUAGUCUACGGCUGUGAUUGGGCUGCAGCUGAUCACAUGAGUGAUAUCAGCACUACAGACACACUGUCAGUGCAAACUAUAAUGUUUCACAUUGCUUUGGUUUCUUUGUCAUUGUUUUCACCUUGAACACAUGGUAGACAUACUACUUCCGUCUUGAGCUUUACUUUUUCACUAACUGUUUAUGAACGUACAGAUGCAUCCUAAAUGCCUGUAAGAGCUAUACUCUAUUGUGCUUAUGGGUAAAUUCAAAAGUUUAUAAUUUUAUGAUAUCUUCAAUUUUUUAUUUCAAUCAUGACAACGCUCAAAAUAGUUUAGUAUGCUGAUGGAUAUAACAACGUUAAUGUUUUUGGUCUUGGUGGGAUAGAUAUGUUACGCUGCUGCUGCUGAUUACUGCUACUUCUGUUAUUGUUGCUGCAAGUAUAAAUAAGUGAUAAUUAAAUUAGAACAGAGAGAAUAUGUAUGAUGCAAAUAGAAAAAAGCUUCAACCAAUAACAUCACUCACAGAAAUCAGAUGAAAAUGUCAGUAACAAGUGUAUAUGAACAUUACUUGACAUGUAUUUAUAUAUCAUCAUAGUGUU